UCUUGUGGGCUGAAAUAUGAAAGUUUGAAUUUAGAAGGGUAUAUUUUUCGUAGCUAGUGUAUGAAGCAUACUUCUCCCAUGAUAAAAUGGCGCUUAAAUUCAUGUGUGGUCAGUGGUCAGUGGUACUGCUACUUGAAGAAAAGUCGAUCCCUGAUCAAACCCUGCGUCUGAUUCUGUUGAAGAGCUCGGGCAGGGACGCGUAGAUCCACUCCGGCGCACCUUAGAGACGGCCACAUUUUGAUUUUUGAGUUAGACGGAAAAGCGCGCGAGGACCAAUCGAAAAGGAGAGGGAGAGCGAGAGGAAGAGAGAGAUCGAUGAGUUCAAAAGAUAGUUGCAGAAACGAGCUCCGAUUUGCAAUUCGUCAACUAAGCGAUCGUUGCCUCUACUCUGCUGCCAAAUGGGCGGCAGAGCAGUUGGUGGGGAUCGAGCAGGAUCCGGCCAAAUUCACACCAUCGCACACCAGAUUCCAGCGAGGUAGCUCCAGCAUUCGCCGGAGAUUUCGCACUAAUGAGAUUGCUUCCACACCAACCGCCGGCGUGUCUUACGUAUCUACACCAGUGCUGGAGGAGGACGAAGCCGUAGAUGGUGAUUUCUACCUUUUAGCUAAGUCGUAUUUUGAUUGCCGGGAGUACCGUAGGACUGCUCAUGUGCUUCGUGAUCAGACUGGAAAGAAAGCUGUGUUCUUGCGAUGUUAUGCUCUUUAUCUGGCUGGGGAAAAGCGCAAAGAAGAAGAAAUGAUAGAACUUGAGGGACCAUUGGGUAAGAGUGAUGCUGUGAACCAUGAACUGGUUUCUCUGGAAAGGGAGUUGUCAACGCUCCGCAAAAAUGGCACUGUCGAUCCCUUUGGACUGUAUUUAUAUGGACUUGUGCUCAAAGAGAAAGGCAGCGAAAAUCUUGCCCGUACAGUACUAGUGGAGUCAGUGAAUAGCUACCCCUGGAACUGGAAUGCUUGGACAGAGCUGCAGUCCUUAUGCACUACAAUUGACAUUUUGAAUAGUCUUAAUCUCAAUAAUCAUUGGAUGAAAGACUUCUUCCUUGCCAGUGUUUACCAAGAACUCAGGAUGCACAAUGAAUCCUUGGGAAAGUAUGAAUAUUUACAAGGCACUUUUAGUUUCAGUAACUACAUUCAAGCUCAGAUUGCAAAAGCCCAGUACAGUCUGAGGGAAUUUGAACAAGUAGAAAUAAUAUUUGAUGAGCUUUUAAGGAAUGACCCUUAUCGAGUUGAAGACAUGGAUAUGUAUUCCAAUGUGCUCUAUGCAAAGGAAUGUUUCUCUGCUUUAAGUUACCUUGCUCACAGGGUAUUCUUGACUGAUAAAUACAGACCCGAGUCUUGUUGCAUUAUUGGAAACUAUUAUAGUUUGAAGGGGCAGCAUGAGAAGUCAGUUGUGUAUUUUAGAAGGGCACUCAAAUUGAACAAAAAUUACUUAUCUGCUUGGACACUCAUGGGUCAUGAGUAUGUUGAGAUGAAGAACACUCCAGCUGCUGUUGAUGCCUAUCGAAGGGCUGUAGAUAUAAAUCCGUGUGAUUAUCGAGCCUGGUAUGGGUUAGGACAAGCAUAUGAGAUGAUGUUUAUGCCCUAUUAUGCUCUUCAUUACUUCCGAAAAUCAGUUUUCCUGCAGCCAAAUGAUUCUCGGUUGUGGAUUGCCAUGGCUCAGUGCUAUGAAACUGACCAGCUUCAAAUGCUUGAGGAUGCCAUCAAGUGUUACAAAAGGGCAGCAAAUUGUAAUGACACAGAGGCAAUAGCACUGCACCAGCUAGCAAAGCUUAGUAAGGAGCUUAAGCGUUCUGAAGAAGCUGCAUUUUACUACAAAAAGGAUUUAGAGAGGAUGGAAGCUGAAGAGAGGGAAGGGCCAAAUAUGGUUGAAGCUCUGCUUUUUCUUGCUACAUAUUACAAAUCCCAGAAGAGAUUUGAAGAAGCAGAGAUCUAUUGCACCCGUCUUCUUGAUUACACUGGCCCAGAGAAAGAAACUGCAAAGAGUUUACUCCGGGGAAUGAGAAAAGCACAAUCUGGUUUCCCUUCUAUGGAUAUUGAACAUUUGCCCCCCUAAUACUUGUCUUCAUGUGAAAGUGGUAUAAAAAUCUUUGAAGUAGGUGUGACUUUCCCUAGUUUCUGCCUUUGGAAUUUAGCGAUGAAAAGCUUGGGAUAGGUCAAGUACUAAGUGAGAGCAUGUCCUGGACUUCAAUGCUGCAGAAAUUUUUUUACCUUUUUUUUAACAAUUAUCUAAACUAUCUUACUAGUUUCAUGAUUGUGUCCCAACAUUGGUGUUUUUCCUGAAUAUGGAUAGAGUUUAUUUAUAUUUAUUUAGAAAGAAAUGGAUAUCACCUUUCCCAGA
This is a messenger RNA of Vitis vinifera (wine grape), 2334 nucleotides long. RefSeq names its product anaphase-promoting complex subunit 8. Gene Ontology annotation, biological process: cell division. The coding region runs from base 316 to 2049 and encodes 577 amino acids. Gene Ontology annotation, molecular function: protein binding. Lineage: Eukaryota; Viridiplantae; Streptophyta; Magnoliopsida; Vitales; Vitaceae. The record is from RefSeq and is a predicted model, not a curated record. The transcript has 4 exons. Gene Ontology annotation, cellular component: anaphase-promoting complex.